GAAAAGGGAACCUGUCUUCUUCCCCCGUUCCCCGUCCGGUCCUCCGCUUAUAAAACACGCCACCCACCUUCCCCAACCUUCUUCGCAAGAAUCCAAGAAAAAGUAAACCAAACAAGCCCAAACAGGCAAGAGAGAACCAAACCAACCAAGAAACCCCCCUCAGCUCCCUCCUCCCCUCCACCACCACCGCCGUCGCCGGAGAUGUCGUCGCAGGCGAUCGAGGACCACCGCUCCGGCGCGGAGGUGCACGCAGGGCGGGAGCUGUGCGCGCAGAAGUCCCGCGAGUUCAUGGUGGAGCUGGGCCUCCCCGACGGCCUCCUCCCGCUGCCGGCGCUCGACGAGGUGGGGUACAACCGGUCCACGGGAUUCGUGUGGCUCCGCCAGGCCGCCGGCGUGACCCACACCUUCGACACCAUCGGGAAGCAGGUGUGGUACGACAAGGAGGUGACGGCGUUCGUGGAGCCCGGGCGGAUGAGCGGCCUCACCGGGGUCAAGAGCAAGGAGCUCCUCAUCUGGGUCACCAUCUCCGAGAUCGUCGUCAGCCCCUCCGGCACCAAGGUCGUGUUCCGCACCCCCGCCGGGCUCGGCCGCGCCUUCCCCGUCACCGCCUUCCAGCUCAACCCGCCCGCCGAGGGGGACAAGAAGGAGGAGGGCGACGCCGGUGCCGCCACUAACAAUUGAUCUGCUUCCGGCCGGCGGGCGGGCGCUCGAUCUGGUGGCGUCGUGGCGAGAUCUGGCGGUACCUGUGUUGUGUCCGAAACUCUGUGAGCUGUGUACUCUCUCCUCUGUCCGCGGUGUACAAUGGCAGUGGAUCAUGCAGGAAUAAAAGGUGUCCAUGGGUUCAGGAUUCGUAAUUAUGCGUGGUCAGCAGUGCUGCUGUUUGAUCUUGUACUGAUUGUCUUGCCUGUUUCCUUGUCGAACUAAAUUGCAUUCCUUGCCUGUUUCGUUGUACCUGCCAUCUCUGAGGCUGGGAUUGUCGUUGUCUCAUGGAUCAGGGGCAGGGUACACGAAAAGCUAUGAAGAUUCAGAACUUUGUCUCA
Messenger RNA from Setaria italica (foxtail millet), 1040 nucleotides. RefSeq lists its product as uncharacterized. The coding region runs from base 202 to 681 and encodes 159 amino acids. NCBI's taxonomy places the organism in Eukaryota, Viridiplantae, Streptophyta, Magnoliopsida, Poales, Poaceae. The record is from RefSeq and is a predicted model, not a curated record. The transcript has a single exon.